Molecule: messenger RNA, 1008 nt
Organism: Tetrahymena thermophila SB210
Lineage: Eukaryota; Ciliophora; Oligohymenophorea; Hymenostomatida; Tetrahymenidae
Product: integral membrane protein DUF6 containing protein
Exons: 1
Cellular component (GO): membrane
Source: RefSeq, a predicted model, not a curated record
AUGAUAGAAGGAGCAAUAGCAGCAUUAUUUGCAGCAUUUAGUUAUGCAACCUCUUCUAAUAUUUAUUCUUAAGUAGUCAAAACAUGCACUCCUAUAUAGCUCAACUAUUUAAGGGCUAUAACAUCCAUAGUUAUUAUGUAUUUUAUGCUUUUGCUCACUGCUGAUUCUAUACUACCUGAUGAUUCAUAUCGUAAUUACUCUUUGCUUGCUGUUUCUGGUUUUUUGGGAAUAGGUAUAGGUGAUUGUUUUUAUUUCAAGGCAUUAAGUAUUUUAGGAGCUAGAAAGACUAUAUUACUAGAAACUAUGGCUCCUCCUUUUACUGGAUUGAUUUCCUUCUUUUAUUAUGGAAAAAGCCUCUCAUUUUUUGGUUGGGUUGGUAUAUUUGUAGUAGCUUAUGGUGUAAACAUGGUUGUGAAUGAAUAAUAAUAAAAAGAACCUUAAACAGAAGCAGACUUAGAGUUAUAAGUAGAGUUGUAGUCGUAGAAUACACUUGAAAAUACUCCUACAGAGGAUAAGCAUCAUGCUUUUAACAAAUAAAAUUAAAAAUAGAGUGAACAAUAAAUUGAAUUUAAAGAAUAAUUAUUUGGAAUAGCUUGUGGAAUUGCUUUUACAUUUUGUUAAGCUUUAGGUAUGGUCCUUUCUCAUGAUGCUGCCUAAUCAGGAAAGCUUAGUUCAUUACAGAGCUCUCUAUUAAGAAUUAUAGCAGGUUUAGUUUGCUGCAUUAUUAUCAUCUUCUUUAAAAAAGAUGAAAGCUAUAAAUGGCCAUUUGAUACUAAGGAAAAAAAUAAGAUAUUUUUAUUAGGUACUUUACUUGGUCCUAUUUUGGGUAUAUGGUGUUAGUAAACUUCACUUUUAUAUACAAGACCAGAAAUUUCAUAAACCAUAUUGGCAACUACUCCUUUGUUUGGUCUAGCCAUAAGUUGGUAUAAAGGAGAAUAAAUGAAAGCAAAGUACUUUGUUGGUUCAAUAAUUGCGAUUUUAGGUGUUUGCAUAAUUAUUUGGGGCUGA